Molecule: messenger RNA, 1092 nt
Organism: Fusarium vanettenii 77-13-4
Lineage: Eukaryota; Fungi; Ascomycota; Sordariomycetes; Hypocreales; Nectriaceae
Exons: 3
Coding region: 1-1092 (363 amino acids)
Biological process (GO): alcohol metabolic process
Molecular function (GO): zinc ion binding; alcohol dehydrogenase (NADP+) activity
Source: RefSeq, a predicted model, not a curated record
AUGCCGAUCAACUACGAAUUUCAGGGCUGGCUGGGCUACUCUCCUGAUGCGAUCAACGGCAAAAUGGAAUGGGGAUCCUUUGAACCCAAGCAGUGGGAGGCAGAUGAUGUCGAUAUCAAGAUCACUCACUGCAGUAUCUGCGGUGCAGAUUGUCAUAUGCUUCGCUCCGGGUGGGGAGAGAUACCUUAUCCCUGCUGUGUUGGCCAUGAGAUUGUUGGCAAGGUUGUUCGUACUGGACAUCGUGUCAAGCACCUCAAUGUUGGUGACCGUGUGGGUGUUGGUGCCCAAGCCCGAAGCUGCCUUGGCGAUGGUUGUAUCGAAUGCUCCGUUGGUCGCCCUCAUUACUGUCCUAAGAACAUCAAUACCUAUGGUGGUAUAUACCCUAACGAUAUAGGCAAAUCCUAUGGAGGAUUUGGCGACUAUGUUCGCAUUGACUCACGCUUUGCUGUCAAGAUUCCUGAGAAGUUACCCUCGGAGUAUGCCGCACCUCUGAUGUGCGCCGGUAUCACGGUCUAUUCGCCACUGCGAAAGAAUAACUGCGGACCUGGUAAGAUCGUGGGUGUGAUUGGUGUCGGUGGGCUAGGCCAUUUUGCUGUUUUAUUCGCAAAAGCUCUCAAGGCAGACAAGGUCAUUGGGAUCUCACGCAAGCAAUCGAAAAGAAAAGAUGUCUUGGCCUUGGGUGCCGAUGAUUAUAUCGCCACGGAUGAUGGAGAACAGAACUGGGCCACCAAGCACGCCAAGUCCAUGGACCUUAUUAUUUGCACCGUCUCAAGCGCCAACAUGCCGCUCAAUGACUACCUGAAGCUCCUCCGAUAUGGCGGCGACUUUGUCCAGGUUGGCGCUCCUGACGAUGGUGACUUGCCCGCCGUCAACGCUUUUACGCUCAUCAACGGCGGCUUCAAGUUGAGUGGCAGCGCUAUUGGCUCUCCCAAAGAGAUUCAGGAGAUGCUCUAUCUGGCUGUCGAGCUCGAUAUCAAGCCCUGGGUAGAGCUGAGGCCACUGACGGAUGCAAAUCAAGCUAUCUUGGACAUGGAGGAAGGCAAGGCACGAUACCGAUAUGUGCUGGUUAAUGAGAAGCAUCUUGAUGCUUGA